Acipenser ruthenus (sterlet) is the source of this 2855-nucleotide messenger RNA. Its product is annotated as ATP-dependent RNA helicase A protein-like. Bases 30 to 2186 code for a protein of 718 amino acids. Gene Ontology annotation, biological process: positive regulation of transcription by RNA polymerase II; regulation of mRNA processing. The record is from RefSeq and is a predicted model, not a curated record. NCBI's taxonomy places the organism in Eukaryota, Metazoa, Chordata, Actinopteri, Acipenseriformes, Acipenseridae. Gene Ontology annotation, cellular component: intracellular anatomical structure; ribonucleoprotein complex; nucleolus. The transcript is spliced from 14 exons. Gene Ontology annotation, molecular function: double-stranded RNA binding; 3'-5' DNA helicase activity.
UUGUUCAUCCUGAGAACCGGGGUCUCACAAUGGCGGACAUUAAAAACUUCCUUUAUGCUUGGUGUGGGAAGCGCAAAGUUACUCCCAACUAUGAUGUUCGAGCCACAGGAAAUAAAAACAGACAGAAGUUCACGUGUGAGGUUCGGGUAGAAGGGUUCAACUACACAGCUAUGGGGAACUCAACUAACAAGAAGGAUGCUCAAGCCAACGCUGCCAGAGAUUAUGUCAAUUACCUUGUCCGUAUUGGGGAGGUAAAAGCUAGUGAAGUUCCUGCCUUGGGGACGAGUAUGCCUGGUGCGGAUGUCUCCAUUGAUCCUGGUGGAGGACGUGGCUUUGGCACCCUUCCUCCAAACGCACCGCUUCCACCUCACUUGGCAGUUAAGAAUGAAGCAGAUGUUGAACCUGGACCUAGUUCUGGGCCAGUCCCUGGAGUGACUGGUUUGGGUUAUUCAAACUUCAGUGGGGCACAGUGGGAACGUGGAGUCAAUUUGAAUGACUAUUAUUCAAAGAGAGAGGAACAGGAAGCACAAGCUACUCUUGAAUCUGAAGAGGUAGAUUUGAACGCUAGUCUCCAUGGUAACUGGACCCUAGAGAAUGCCAAGGCCCGUCUGAACCAGUUUUUUCAAAAGGAGAAGAAUCAAGCAGAUUACAAAUACAGUCAAGUUGGACUGGACCACAACAGUGUACCCCAGAACAAAUCAACACAGAUCUCCAAAAUGAAUCAAAUGGAGCAGGAUAAAAAUCUGCAACAGGUAAUAUACUUUAUCUUAAGCAUAUACAAUUUCCUUAAGUUGCCCCUCAUAUUAUGCAAACGAUCCACAACAACCAAGUUGUCAUCAUCAGAGGUGCAACAGGCUGUCUUGGACGAGUUUAUCAAAAGUGGAAAAGCUUCCGAUUGUAACGUUGUAACCCAGACUGAUUUCCUUAUGGUUGUGCUGAGGGAUGUUGUACAAGCUUUCCCAGAGAUCAGAAUCAUUCUCAUGUCUGCUGCCAUUGACACCACCAUGUUCAGGGAGUACUACUUCAACUGCCCUGUAAUAGAGGUUUUUGGACGCACAUUCCCAGUUCAAGAAUACUUCCUUGAGGACUCUAUCCAGAUGACUCAAUUUGUUCCCUCACCAUCAGAGAGAAAGAAAAAGGACAAGGAUGAAGAAGGCGGAGAGGAGGAGACAAACUUUAAUAUCAUAUGUGGUCCUGAAUAUGGACCCGAGACCAAACGUUCCAUGGCUCAGAUAAAUGAAAAGGAAACACCCUUUGAACUAAUUGAGGCCCUGCUGAAGUACAUAGAAACACUGAAAGUUCCUGGAGCAGUGCUGGUGUUCCUGCCGGGCCACACUUUGAUGUUCAACAGUGUAGGACCAGAUAACAAUCUGGAUGUGGUGAUCUCCCUGCUAGCAUUUGGAGCUUAUCCCAAUGUUUGUUACCACAAAGAAAAAAGGAAAAUCCUCACCACAGAGGGUCGCAAUGCUUUAAUUCACAAGUCCUCUGUCAACUGUCUAUUCAGUAGUCAGGACCUGAAGUACCCGUCACCUUUCUUUGUGUUUAGUGAAAAGAAUGUUUAUUCAACCAAAAAAAUACAGAGAAGUGGCACUGUAUUUUAUGGUGUGCUCACCACUAAUAGUGAUCUUAAUAUUUGUACUACGUUUCAUAUACACAUCAGAACUCGGGCCAUCUCUGCAAAAGGAAUGACAUUGGUUAGUGCUCUUCAGCUCCUCCUGUUUGCUUCAAAGAAAGUUACAUCAGAUGGUGAAAUUAUUCUACUUGAUGAAUGGAUAAAAUUAAAGAUGUCUCACAAUGUAGCAGCAUGUACAACUGCAUUACGAACAGGAAUGGAGGCUGUUGUUGUCGAAGUCAGCAAAGACCCUGAAGAUAUUCGGCAAAUGGAUCCUAUAAAUCAGCGCAUGCUGAACAUUAUCCGUCAGAUUUCGAAGCCUUCCGCAACAGGACUUAAUCUAAUGGUUAACAACUCAAGAUUUGCCGAUGGUCCACGGCCCCCUAAGAUGCCAAGGUUUGCUGGCGGUGCUGGAUACAGAGGACGGGGUGGUUACCACGGUGGAGGUAUGGAGGUGGUGGCUACAGGGGAUCGGACUAUUGUGGCUACAGAGGGGGAGGAGGAGGAUAUAGGGGUGGGUAUGGAGGUGGUUUUUAAAAAACAGUAUGCAAAAGAUAAAUGCAGUUUUCUUUAGCCCAAUGGCCAUGUUGGGAGUGUAUGUAUUCAACCCCCCCCCCCCCAGAACGUAGUCCAUAAAAAUGUAAAUUUGCACUUGGCACAAUGACUGCAAUAGGAUAAUUAGUGCAUUUGUAAUAAAGUAUGUGGUGGGUUUUGUUUGUUUUUUAUUGUCUUGAACACAUUUGUUGAGUGUUUGUUUUUAAGGUAAACAUUAUCGUUAGUUUUCUAAUACCUGCACAAAGUAUGUGCAAGUGCAUCUUUCCUGUAAAACUGCUUUGCUUUAUCAAGUUUUGUGUUUGGGCUCGUCCAAAAUUGUCAUCAAUUAUAGCAAGUGUACAUAGUGCCCUCCAGGACCAUGGUUGGACACCCCUGCAUUAGAGGAUCCUUUUUCUCAACCAAAAGUUAAAUAUCAUGAACUGUGACAAAAAUGACAUCUCUGGUGGCUACAGUUCUUUUGCAGGAAGGCAUGUGAAUAUUUCAAGCUAUAUAAAAUUCCGUCCUUUAAAAAACUUUUUUUUUUUUUAUCAAAGUGUACACUGCUUCUCAACCCCUCCCAACACACGCUUUUUACUCUUUCAAAACAUUUUGAUAAUUUUGGACGGACCCUUACUAAUAGUAGUGAGCCAGACAAGACAAUGCUUAUGUUUGUAAAAGUCUUAAAACUAAUAAACAAAUUUAAACUUAA